Calliphora vicina (urban bluebottle blowfly) is the source of this 978-nucleotide messenger RNA. RefSeq names its product putative mediator of RNA polymerase II transcription subunit 26. The coding region runs from base 1 to 978 and encodes 325 amino acids. The transcript has 2 exons. The record is from RefSeq and is a predicted model, not a curated record. Lineage: Eukaryota; Metazoa; Arthropoda; Insecta; Diptera; Calliphoridae.
AUGAACACAAACAACAACAACACAAACAACAACAACAACAACCCCCUGAAGAAAACCGAUGAUCUCGGAUCUUCUUCAGAUGACGACCUACUAGCCUCUAGUCAAGAGACUCUGGUCGCAAUGUCAGACAGCUUGGGUGACCGUCACAGCACUCUACUGCCCUCCAAAAACUUGACGAAUGCACCUCUUCAAUCGGAUGCCAAGACUGGCGACCAAUUGAAGAAGAAAAGAAAAAAGAGGAAGAGUCAGAAAGACAUCCUCAAAUCCCGUUACGCCAAGGCGAUAUUCAUUCUUGACAAGAUUGACAAGAAUGCUGCCAGCGGUGCCCCCCAUGAGCGUGAUGAAGAAGAUCGCGCCAAAUACCAGGCUGUGGUUGAUGAGUACCAAAAGUUUUUGGAUUCCGUACCCAGUACAUCAAAGGCAGCAGCCGAAGAAACAGAGAGGUCCAAGCGCAAUCGCUCUCAGACAGAGGGAGAGAAGUCGCCUAAACGGAGAAAGGUUGUAGAGAAAAAAUCCACUCCGGGACCCACAUCAACCACGACUACAUCCGCCAGACGGCCCUUCAACGAGGUGGUUAAGGACCAUCUUCUAAUGGCUCUGGCGACCGAGAAAGAAUGGCACCAUCAAUCCUGUGGUAACAGAAUGGGGACUGGUACAGCACCUCGUUUUGACUCUGGUGAGAUUCACCGGGGCUACAGGGUGAUCAAAUGCAUGGACGAGUUCUCAAAGGACUUUCUUAGCAAGUGCAUCGCAAAGAUUAGUGGUGCAUUGGAAGGUUUAAGCCUUAAACAGAUCCCUGCUCAAGAAAUUCCAAUGAGACCGCGUGCACGUAUUUGGUUACCGAAGAUGGCAACCGAUGCGCAUAAGUUGGUGGAGUGUCUGAAGCUACAGAACCCCGACAUCCACACGGAUGACUGGUCCAUCAUCCGCACCGAGCAAGGCGAUGGCCACACAUUCUUAGUCCUCGCCAUCACCUAA